Molecule: messenger RNA, 1039 nt
Organism: Alligator sinensis (Chinese alligator)
Lineage: Eukaryota; Metazoa; Chordata; Crocodylia; Alligatoridae
Gene: SUMF1
Product: sulfatase modifying factor 1
Exons: 8
Coding region: 16-873 (285 amino acids)
Cellular component (GO): endoplasmic reticulum
Source: RefSeq, a predicted model, not a curated record
CUGUUUCUAUUGCAGAUGGUCCCUAUUCCAGCUGGAGUGUUCAUGAUGGGGACUGAUGAACCUGAGAUACGGCAGGACGGGGAGUGGCCUGCUAGAAGAGUUCAUGUUAACCUGUUCUACAUGGAUCAGUAUGAAGUCAGCAGCACAGAGUUUGAGAAAUUUGUGAAUUCCACGGGCUAUGUUACAGAGGCAGAGAAAUUUGGAGAUUCCUUUGUGUUUGAGGGCAUGCUGAGUGAACAAGUGAAAGCUGAAAUCCAACAAGCAGUUGCAGCUGCUCCCUGGUGGAUGCCUGUUAAAGGAGCUAAUUGGAGGCACCCAGAAGGUCCUGAUUCUAAUAUCUCAAACAGAAUGGAUCACCCAGUUCUUCACGUCUCCUGGAACGAUGCAGUAGCCUACUGCACGUGGGCAGGAAAACGAUUACCCACUGAGGCCGAAUGGGAGUAUAGCUGCCGAGGGGGGCUUGAAAAUAGACUUUUCCCAUGGGGCAACAAGCUUCAGCCGAAAGGUCAGCAUUAUGCCAAUAUUUGGCAGGGAGAAUUCCCAACAAAUAAUACUGGAGAGGAUGGAUACAAAGGAACUGCACCUGUUACUGCAUUUCCUCCAAACCAUUAUGGCUUGUAUAACAUAGUGGGGAAUGCCUGGGAAUGGACAUCUGACUGGUGGGCUGUUCAUCAUUCCCCACAGGAAACCCACAACCCGAAGGGACCCUCCUCGGGGACUGACAGAGUGAAGAAAGGUGGAUCCUAUAUGUGCCAUAAGUCCUAUUGCUACAGGUAUCGCUGCGCAGCCCGCAGCCAGAACACUCCAGACAGCUCAGCUUCAAACCUGGGAUUUCGGUGUGCAGCAGAUACCCUGCCGGAUGACUUGCAAUGACCGAAUUUGGAACCAUUCAGCUCUCUGUGGCUACAAAAUGUCCCUCCACCAAGAGGACUUCGGUGCAGUUCCAGUCUGCUGAGAAGGCUCUUUGGUAAUCGAUGACUGCCGAGACUGGAGAAGAAAUUGGGGUGUGAGAAAAGAAAAAUAUUGGAAGAACCACUUU